Penicillium angulare is the source of this 3555-nucleotide messenger RNA. It is a transcript of the gene aarA, whose product is annotated as L-aminoadipate-semialdehyde dehydrogenase. Gene Ontology annotation, molecular function: L-aminoadipate-semialdehyde dehydrogenase [NAD(P)+] activity. The transcript is spliced from 3 exons. The record is from RefSeq and is a predicted model, not a curated record. The coding region runs from base 1 to 3555 and encodes 1184 amino acids. NCBI's taxonomy places the organism in Eukaryota, Fungi, Ascomycota, Eurotiomycetes, Eurotiales, Aspergillaceae. Gene Ontology annotation, biological process: L-lysine biosynthetic process.
AUGCUUCGAGGAGAAAAAGACACAAUGGCAGGGAAUUCAUCUAGUCCAUUACCGGACCCGACAAGGGAUCUGAAUUGGAAUGGUUUCAAAGGACCAAUCCACCAAAUCUUUGCUCGCAACGCGGUUGCCCACCCAGAGAGGCUCUGCGUUGUUGAAACUAAGGGUCAACAAAGCCCCGAGCGUCAAUUCACCUAUAAACAAAUCAACGAGACCUCCAAUCAGCUAGCCCACUUCUUUGUAUCGAAUGGAUGCGAACGCGGAGAUGUCGUCAUGGUUUAUGCUCACCGGGGCGUGGACCUGGUGGUCGCAUAUAUGGGAGCUCUGAAGGCCGGCGCAACGGUCAGCGUAUUAGAUCCACUUUAUCCCCAGGAUCGUCAGAAGACGUUGUUAGAAGUCGCCAACCCUCGAUUCCUCGUUCAUAUCCAGCGAGCAGCUGAAGAGGCCGGUCCUAUCGGUGAAUCAGUGUCCCAAUUUGUUGCGGAAAAUUUACAAAUCAAAGCUCAUGUCCCGGCGCUGAAGCUCCUAGACGAUGGAAAGCUUAUUGGCGGUUCUAGUGCUAGCGGAGAGCCAGACUGUCUCCAGGCUUAUGAGUCUCUCAAAGAACAGAUGCCAGAUGUUGAAAUUGGCCCUGACUCGGUACCCACUCUCAGUUUCACCAGUGGCUCGGAGGGUAAGCCCAAGGGUGUUCAAGGUCGACACUUCUCCUUGACUUACUUUACACCCUGGAUGCAAGAACGAUUUGGUCUUUCCAAGGAUGACAAAUUUACCAUGUUAUCUGGUAUCGCCCAUGACCCUAUUCAACGUGAUAUCUUUACACCGCUCUUCCUCGGCGCACAGAUUCUUGUGCCCCAUCGUGACAGCAUUGGACAUGAGCUCCUUGCUGAGUGGAUGAAGGAACAUAAGGCUACUGUCUCCCAUCUUACACCUGCCAUGGGUCAAAUCUUAGUUGGUGGUGCCAGUGCCCAGUUCCCUGCGCUCCACCACGUGUUCUUUGUCGGAGAUCUCUUGACCAAGAAGGACUCUCGUAGACUCCAAGAACUUGCCCCGAAUGCUGCUAUCGUGAAUAUGUACGGUACAACUGAGACCUCAAGAGCUGUGUCCUUCUUUGAAAUCCCAAGCAAGGCCCAGGAGCCUUCAUACCUUGAUGAUCUUCCAGAUAUCAUUCCUGUUGGUCAAGGGAUGCUUGACGUGCAGCUUUUGGUUGUUGACCGCGAGAAUCGUUCUCGUAUCUGCGACGUCGGAGAACAAGGUGAACUGUUCCUCCGUGCCGGUGGUCUUGCGGAGGGUUACCUUGGAGACGAUGAACGCACCCGUGAACUGAACGAAUCCAAAUUCUUGACCAACUGGUUUGUUGACCCCAGUGUUUGGACCAAGGAAUACGAACAAGUCGCUUCUCAGGCCCCUGAGCCUUGGAUGAAGCUAUAUAAGGGUCCCCGUGACCGCAUUUAUCGAACCGGUGAUCUUGGUCGAUUCCGUCCCGACGGCGCUGUGGAGUGCACUGGACGAGUUGAUAACCAAGUCAAGAUCCGUGGCUUCAGAAUUGAACUUGGUGAAAUUGACACUCACUUGUCUCAUCACCCCUUCAUUCGUGAAAACGUUACGCUCGUGCGGAGAGAUAAGGAUGAGGAGCCCACUCUGGUGAGCUACAUCGUUCCAGAGACGAAGCGAUGGUUCGAGCAGCUGGCUCAAGAUGGCAACCUUCCCGCCGAUCCAACCAAUGAGGAUGAAUCGCUGGUUGCUAUGCUGAAGAAGUUCCGUUCCUUGUCUGAAGAUUGCAAGAACUUUUUGAAGACCAAGGUUGCUUCUUACGCCGUACCAACCAUGUUCAUUCCACUUGCUCGCAUGCCCUUGAACCCCAACGGCAAGAUUGACAAGCCUGCUCUUCCCUUCCCGAGCACCAGUGAUCUGGCUCUUGUCAACCGACGGGCAUCAAGAAGCUCUUCCCUUCAAGUCUCCUUGACCGAGACCCAGCAGAAGAUUGCUGAUAUCUGGGCAUCGGUCCUGCCAAAUAUCACUGCUAGGAUGCUUGCACCUAAGUCCAACUUCUUUGAAGAAGGUGGACACUCCAUUCUUGCCCAACAGAUGCUUUUCAAGGUUAGAAGAGAAUGGAAGGAUAUUGACAUCCCCAUGGGUGCUAUCUUUCAGUCGCAGACUUUGGAAACAUUCUCUGCGGAAAUCGAACAUGCUCAGGAUCCUACUGGUCUCCGACUGGAUCAGAAUGUCCACGCUAGCUCCGCGAUUGUGGAUCAGGCAUACUCAGCGGAUGCUCGAGAGCUGGCCGCUCAUCUCCCGUCUACUAUUCCAAAGUCAACCACUUCCGAGGCCACCACAGCCUUCCUUACUGGUGCAACUGGUUUCCUCGGUUCUUACAUCCUCAAUGGCCUUUUGGAAUCCAAUAAGAACAUGCGUGUUAUCACGCAUGUGAGAUGCAAGGAUUCCGCUUCUGGUCUUCAGCGUCUUCGAGGCAUUGCUGAGGCAUAUGGACUUUGGCGCCAGGAAUGGGCCGGCCGUGUCGAGGUUGUUCCUGGUGACAUCGCCAAGCCUCAGCUUGGCAUGUCUACUCAGGACUGGGAUCGCAUUACCCAAGAAGCUGAUUUGGUCAUUCACAAUGGAGCCCAGGUCAACUGGAUGCUUCCGUACUCCAGCUUGCGUCAGGCUAACGUAUUGAGUACAAUGGAGUGUGUGACUCUUUGUACUUUCGGAAAGGCCAAGCGCCUCGCAUUCAUCAGUUCCACCUCAACUUUGGAUACCGAUCACUACUUCGAGAUCAACCAGAGUGGAUCCAAGGUCCUCGAAUCCGACGACCUAGAGGGCAGUGCCAAGGGCCUGGGCACCGGCUAUGGACAGUCGAAGUGGGCUAGCGAGUAUAUUGUUCGCGAAGCUGGCCGCCGUGGUCUGGCCGGUGUUGUCAUUCGCCCAGGUUAUAUUAUGGGUGACCCAGAGUCCGGCUUUUCCGUUACUGACGACUUCCUCUUGCGUCUGUGGAAGGGCUGUAUCCAGGUCAACGCACGCCCAGACAUCCCUGGAAAUAACAUCAACCAGGUCCCAGUUACCCACGUCAGCCGAAUCGUUGUCGCCUCAGUGCUGCACCCACCAGUUGAGCCUUUGGGAGUAGUGCAGGUUAUCAGCCACCCCCCAUUGACUACCAACGAGUGGCUCGGUUCAUUGGAGACCUAUGGCUACAAUGUACCUCAAGUCCCCUAUCGCGAAUGGUGCAACUUGUUGCAUAACUAUGUGGCUGAUGAGGGCAACACUGGCUCUAAGGAGCUUGCACUUCUUCCCUUGUUCCACUUUGUCGUUGGAGAUCUGCCAUCAAACUCUGUCGCGCGAGACCUUGACGAUGUCAAUGCCACUACUGCGCUGCGUUCCUUUGGUGUCUCUCCUGAAUUACUGAGCGAUCGCGCCGUCACCACAGACAUAAUUGGCCGUUACCUCGCCUUCCUGUCUGCCACUGGCUUCCUACCUAGCCCAUCUACUGCAGGUGCCAAGGCCCUUCCUCAAAUUGAUAGCGAGAGGUUGAAGGCCAUGGGUAGCCUUGGUGGAAGAUCGAAAUAA